GGGGACAUCCAGUGGGAAGGACAUCUAAUGGCGUCAAGUUGGGAAAAGGGGAAGUACAACGGGUUCUGGGGGUCCUUGUACAUCAAUCUAUGAAAGUAAGCAUGCAGAUACUGCAGGCAGUGAAGAAAGCGAAUGGCAUGUUGGCCUUUAUAACAAGAGGAAUCGAAUAUAGGAGCAAAGAGGUAAUUCUGCAGUCAUACAGAGCCCUAGUGAGACCACACCUGGAGUAUUGUGUGCAGUUUUGCACCCCUAAUUUGAGAAAGGACAUUCUUGCUAUUGAGGGAGUAGGUUUACAAGGUUAAUUCCUGGGAUGGCGGGACUGUCAUCUGCUGAGAGAAUGGAGUAGCUGGGCUUAUACACUCUGGAGUUUAGAAGGAUGAGAGGAAAAUAUCAUUGAAACAUAUAAGAUGUAAUAUGGGAAAACCCAAAGACCUUCUGUAAGUAUAGCUACAUAGAAAAUAGGUGCAGGAGUAGGCCAUUCGGCCCUUCGAGCCUGCACCGCCAUUCAAUAUGAUCAUGGCUGAUCAUCCAACUCAGCAUCCCAUACCUGCCUUCUCUCCAUACCCCCUGAUCCCUUUAGCCACAAGGGCCACAUCUAACUCCCUCUUAAAUAUAGCCAAUGAACUGGCCUCAACUACCCUCUGUGGCAGAGAGUUCCAGAGAUUCACCACUCUCUGUGUGAAACAAGUUCUUCUCAUCUCGGUCUUAAAGGAUUUCCCCCUUAUCCUUAAGCUGUGACCCCUUGUCCUGGACUUCCCCAACAUCGGGAACAAUCUUCCUGCAUCUAUCCUGUCCAACCCCUUAAGAAUUUUGUAAGUUUCUAUAAGAUCCCCCCUCAAUCUCCUAAAUUCUAGCGAGUAUAAGCCGAGUCUAUCCAGUCUUUCUUCAUAUGAAAGUCCUGACAUCCCAGGAAUCAGUCUGGUAUAUCAGGAGAAAGUAGAUAGCCAUGGAACGUGAGAGACUAAAGGGAUAAUUUAGUGUGCGGCCGAGUGACAUGGGUGAGGUCCUAAUGAAUUAUUUUUCAUCUGACUUCACUACGGAGAAAGAUGUGCAAGACAGUGAGUUAGGAAGGAGUAAAUGAAUAGUCUGAAGAAGAUCAACAUUAAGAAAGGGAGGGGGGACGGUGGCGGGUUGUUAGAUGUAAUAGAGGGCAUAAGGAUUGGUAAAUACCUAGGGCCAGAUGUGAUCUAUUCAGGGAUGCAAGGAAGGAGAUAACUGGGGACUUGACGUAGAUUUUUGUAUCUUCAUUAACCAUGGGUGAAAGACUGUGUGGUUACCUUAUUUAAUAACAGCAGGAAGAAGUCAGGGAAACUGAUGUCAAUGAUAUGGAAAUUACUGGAGAAAAUUCUCAGGAUGGGAUUUAUGUACGUUUGAAAAGGCAGGGGCUGAUCCCUGGCUGAGCAGGCAACAUGGCUUUGUGCAGGAGAAACCCAUUCUCAUUCAUUUGAAUGAGGUUUUUGAGGACAUAUGUAGGAAGAUUGAUGAAAGCAAGGUUGCAGACGAUGUCUGGAUGUUUGUUAGAAUGCCAUUUGACAAGGACCCACAUGGGAUUCUGAUAAUUGGGUACAAACCAUUCCGCAGUGCUAUCAGAAAGCACUUAUCUAUGUCCCCAAUAACUCUCACCAACUUCUACUGAUGCGCCCUAGAAAGCAUGUUAUUGGGAUGCACCAGAGCAUUGUUUGGGAAUAGCUCCGUACAAGACUGCAAGAAAUUGUAGAUAAUUGUGGAUGCAGCACAGACCAUCACACAAACCAACCUCCCUUCCAUUGACUCCAUUUACACCUCACACUGCCUCGGCAAGGCCACCAGCAUAAUCAAGGACGAGUCUCGGCCUGGUCACUCCUUCUUUUCCCCUCUCCCAUCGGGCAAGAGGUGUAGAAGUGUGCAAACACACACCUCCAAAUUCAGGGACAGUUUCUUUCCAGCUGUUAUCAAGCAACUUAACCAUUCUAUCAACAACUAGAGAGCGGUCCUGAGUUACUAUCUAUCUCAUUGGAGACCUUUGGACUAUAUUUAAUCAGACUUUACUAGACUUUAUCUUGCACUAAACAUUAUUCCCUUUAUCAUGUAUCUGUACACUGGACAGCUUGAUUGUAAACAUGCAUUGUCUUCCGCUGACUGGUCAGCAUGCAACAAAAGCGUUUCACUAUACCUCAGAAUACGUGACAAUAAACAAAACUAAACCAAGUUGAGAGGAUUCUAGAACUCUUCCCCUAUAAAAAACUUUAGGUGCUGAGGGUUGAUUGAAAUUUUUGACUGACUUUAGCUUGAGGAGCAAAUCCCCAUCUUCCAUCUGGGCUGAAUGCAGCUUCCACACUGGUAUUGUAUGCUCCACCUUUCUUGCUGUGUGCAUCAGAAAAUGGCCAUCAUCUCGGCUCAGUUUUACAUUUUCUAUUCGUACAGUCUGCUGGGCAGUUUCACAGCCUCAUCGUUUCCAAAACAUUUUACCAAUAAACGUAAUGUGCCUCACUCCAUCAUGAACCCAUCUGUCUCACCAUAUUAGAGAUAUUCUCUGAUCUCCAUCCCUCCCACAUCUUGGACCAAAUGUAGGCAAAUGAGGCUAACUUAGAUGGGCACCUUAGUCAAAGUUAGGCCAAGGGGCAUGUAUCCUUGCUGUAUGACUCCAUGACUUAUUGGUUGGGUUUAAGAGUCACAAAGACAAAGGAAAUGAAUGAAGUUGAUCUGAAGAUAAAGAUAUGAUCCGACUGAAUGGAGAUGCCGAUUCAAGGGGCUGAAUGUUUUAAGGUUGGACUUCAUUUUGAUGCCUGCACCCCUGAUAGAUUGACUAGAGCCAGAGAGAACAGAUCUGUCUGGGCCAGCUGGUUUUGAAGUGACGUUUGAUUAUUCAGUGUGACACCAGCAUCCAUCAACAACUAUACUGCAAUUGCCAAUCUGGGCUGUUUUUCUGUUAACAUCUGAUAUACUUUUUUUGAGAAAGCUGCUGGGAAAUGAAAAGAAAUUCAAAAGAUGGUGAUUUUCAGCAUUUCGAUAAUGUUAAAAGUUAUUCUAAUUUGAGAAAAUACGUCAACUUCUGAAGCCUGGAGCUGAACUACAGCUGGAAAUCUGUGCGAUUCACAGGCUGAAAUGAAUUUAAGAGGUUUCGCAAAAUUAAAAUGACUUCCAAGGUGCAAGCAGAGAAGGUUCGGAGUUCGGCAGGCAUUGAAGGCUUGCCGUCACUGCAGAGAGGCCAGGCACUGGAUGAUGAAGAGAAGGACUCUCUGUGCUCCAACUUUGUCUCGCGUUUAGAUUCUGGACUGGGCGCUGGGACAACGUGCUCAUCCAUGGAUGGAUAUGAUAAUGUCAACAUGGCUGUAGGUGUGUCAUUAACCAGGAGCUUGAAUGCACCCAGAGAGACUUCAGCCGGGGAAGUCUUUGGAAGACAAGUGGAAUUCGUCAAUGACAAAAGCAGCGAUGAUGCCAUGCCUUCAGAAGAAGGUGCAGCAAGUUAUGAUGAUGAGCCUGGUCUCUGCUCUGAGGAGGAUGUGUUGAACUUCACUUUCAAGGCCUGCGAUACUGAGGGCACAGGGAGAGUUGCAGCUUCGGUGAUCGUUCGAUACCUGCAGGAAAUGACAGGUCAGAGCCAGGAUGGCAGAUUACAGGUGCUGCACAAUAUGCUUGAUCCAGAACGAAAGGACAUUGCUAUUGAUCGAGGAGACUUCCACUUAACGAUGAGAAGUUGGAUCGCAAAUUGCACGCAGGAUGGAUGCUAUCAAAGCGAUUGCACAUGUGCAAAAGGAACUGGUUCCAGUGCUACUCGAGAGGCUAGUGAAUUAAUCAACAACAUUGCAGAUCUAAAAUAUGCAAACAGGAAAUUGCGAGAUCAGAACAACAGCCUCCAAAAAGCCUUGGAAGUGUCGGACGAGACGAACCUGCAGUUGUCGAAGGAACUGACGAAGCUGAAGAAUCAUCUGAUGAGUUCUCAAAGGACGAUACACAGCUUGCAAUCCGUGGUGGAAGAGUUAGAAGAUGCAAAGAGUGCGGGAAGAGAGGCACGGGAGAGAGUUCAUCAGCUGGGGACAGAAUGCAAAGAGCUGAAGAAGGAGAACGAGGCUCUGGUUGCACAGCUGUGGUCAGCAUCUGGAAAGAUUGAAAAGAUGGAGAGGGACAAACGGCAGCUGAAGUAUCGGAUAGAUGAACUGCUAACCCAAAAUGCUGACAUGACUAAGCAGAUCCGUGAGGCCCAAAACUUGUUGAUUUCUAAAGAUGCUUUAAUCUUUGAGGAAAAUAUCUUGAUUGAAGAACUAAAGAUGUCCAAGGCAAAGAGCUGUAAGGUGAUCGAGGGCCUGCGGGCUGAAUUGAAGAAAUCACAAGGAAAGAUUUGCCAAGAUUUGUUCAGCUGUAAACUGGGUGUCUGGAAAUCCUCACCUGGACUUCCCCCGAAUCGUGCUGUCUGGUUUCCAGCCUCCCUGCAGCAGGAAAUACGAGAGAGUCAGAAGGAGGAGGGGUUCGAAACGCUGCCUGACCCUGUUUGUGGGCUGAUGCCGCAACAAGACCAUGGAGACCAUUUCCAGGAGAUCCUCAGUCACAUAAAGGCCAAGAGACAUGGCUUCCUAUUCCGGAGGACAGUCAACGAGAUGGUAGAUCAACUGAAUGUCCAUGCUGCGGCCUUCAUGACUUUGCUUCGAGCGGACUCUGGACAGCAGCUGAAUGUCCAGCAGCUGAGAAAAGAACUGGAACAGACAAUUCAAGCUGUUGUGCAGAAGCUUCACCUCUUGGCACCAAUUAAGGAUUCUUGGGAUGAAUCGAUGGAGGUUCUGGAAGGCGCUUGCAUGCAGUGUCAGCAAGAAUACCUCAACACCAAACACAAACUGGCCGACACGAUCAGGGAGCUGGAACUUGAGAAUGUUCUCAGAAAAGAGGCUGAAGAGCAAGCAGUUGUGGCAGAAGAGAGGGCCGAGGAAGCCAUGCUUGAGGCAGAGGCCAUCAGAACCCGAUCACUUGGAGCCUCGAAGCUGGACGAGGCCUGGGAAGAUGUGGCUGCACUGGGGCGAGAUGCUGAAGUUCCUACCAUGAAAGUGGAUGGAAGAUCACUGACCUCCAACCAGAAUGAAGAAAAGUUGUGUCCUCUGGAGCUACAGGUCUGGCAGCCGGUCAACGAGGCCAAGGCAGAGGCCUUGGAGAAGAUGGCAGCAGCCCUGGAUGCAGCUGAAGCGAGAGUGAAGGCCUGGAAGGUCAAGGCCAGUGAGGCGGAGAGGAUGAUGGUAGAGAUGGAGCAGGCUGUUGCAGCUGCUGGGGUAAAAGCAGACACUGAAGGAGAUAAGGCCUUGCUCUACCUGGUAGAGGCAGAAAAGCUGAAAGGGGAGAUCGAGAGCCUGAUGAUGCAGGCCGAGGAGUCAACCAAAAGGACGUCUGCCAUGGAAGAGCAAAUGGCCGAGCUCAGUCAGAUGCUAUCAGCAGCAGAGCUAGAAGCCUCUUCAGCUCAGCACAGAGCUGUGCUGGCAGAGGAGAGACAAUUGGUUGCCUUGGCCACGAUCCUGGGAGGUGAUAGCCAACGGAAGAUAGCAGCUGAGCAGGCAAUGGGAACCCACCCAUCUGGAUCCAGCCCCAGCCACAGCACCAAGAUGUUUGUUGGAGAGCUCCAAUCUUGUCUAGGCUCUGAGAAGAAUGUUGCUAACGAAGGAGCAGCCCAGCCACCAUGCGAGGCAGCAGAUGAAGCAAACGACAGCAGCGCUAACAGGAAACAGGAACCAGAUGUGCAGCAUUUAUCUCGGGAGACUCUCGGGCAGUUACACCACCACGGCCCGUGUCCCCUCGCUGGACGGUGCAAGGGUCAUGGCAGCUCAGGACACUGCCCUUCUCUGCUCGAUGCCCUUAAUCUAGAACAUUGCUGGAGUUGCCAGCCAUUUGGAAUCCAGAAGCACUUUAGACCAUUGUCGUUGGGUCGACAUCGAGAGGGAGUUGAGAAACCUUCACCAUCAGAGGAGCACCGGACUGAAGCGGGAGAGGCACAGACCGCAGCCAGGAACAUCUUGGGCGGAACCAAGUCCCUGAAGGCAGAUGAUGAGCCAGCACUGAGCCCAGAGGCUGAAGCACAGCUUCCUGCCACCACUUUGCCAGAAGAAGAAGAUUCUGCCCCGAUCUCCUCCUUGCGGCUGCUGCUCAGCAACUUCACUCUACCGGGGCUCGACCCCUCCUGCCGUUCCGCUGGCUCUUCAACUCGCGGUCCUCGCUGUACUGUAGCCCCCAGCAUGCCCACCCUUCCUGAGGAGGAGGAGGAAGGCUCUGAGCACCGGGACACAACGCAGAACUCUAAGCCCAACCUUCCAGGCACUGGAACAAGGAUGAAUACAACGCCAGCAAUCGUUCUACCAGAGGUCUUCAACACUUCGGACAAGGAGAGUGACCAAGCUGCUCACAUAAGAUGCCACAGUCCCGUUCAGAGAAGGUCCAGCAGGAACUCCAGGGCCUCCUUGUCUUCAGCAAGUUCCCUCACCUCUGUCGAUGGAGAUGGCCACAUGUACAACCUGGUCAAUGAUGAGCUGCCGGACAUGGAGCUGUCGGACGAAGAUCGGAAGAAGAACACGGAGCUGCUGGAGGAGGCGAAGCAGCUCAGCGAGAGGUUCCUCAGCCGCCGUUCUCGCCGCUCCAGAUCCAGCGCCUCUGACUCCCCACCAGAGUUGGACGUGCCAGUGGGCCGAACAAUGGUCGUACCGUCGCCCCAGGCUGGGGAGGAACCCCCUCCGUCAGCCGUCAGGGACAAGGACAUGAAGCAUUUGGAAGUCCCUCGAACAAGAGCGCAAGACACUCAACUAAAAUCAGAGAAAGACACCAGAAAACUAUCUCCAGUCAGGAAGACCAUCGAAAGCAGACAAGCACCUCCAGGAACGAUGUGUUCACAGGUCGUUCCUUCAGGAAAGGUCGUGGCUGCCUCAGUUCAACGUAAAGACCUGGAACUCAGUGCAUGUAGGGAGUCCAAGAGUGACCAUGGCUCACAUACCAAAGGGUCAGAGGAUGCUUUGGCCAGCCCUACCAAGCUGAGAGGUCCAGAACGCAAGGCAUUUCCAGCAAGUCCCUGUCAGGCUCUGAUUUCUGACUUCGAAGCACUGAAAGCAGGCACGGAACAAGCCUCCGCUCGUGCCAGGAUGCCCUGCAGAGCUGAAAUCAAAUCGUUGAGCUCGCAGCCUCUUCUGCGCGCCGUUUCCUGGGAAUGCUUGGAGCUGGAUGGGGAGCUGGGUGAAUCGGCAAGCCCUCCUGUCCAGACAGCCCAGAGCUUUGGCUUCGACGAUGUACUUGACGCCAACCAACUUAAAAGCUUUAAUUGCAAGGAACUGCCCGGCCAACCAAAGCUGCAGAAGCUCACCAAACUCCGAGAGGAGAAUAAACUGAUGCGGAACCAAACCCUAGCCGGACAGAGAUUACCCGACCUCAGCGAGAUAAACGAACAGGAUAGAGGUCCGUCUCCCGUCCCAUGCCCAGCGGUGGAUGGCAGCUGUAACAUCACCCCCAGCAUCCCUGACUCACUGCUGCGUAAGCUGAAGGUGCAGAGAUCACUGUCCGCAGGAUUACCCCCUUUGACCGAGAAGGAGAUCGAGAACACAUUCAUUCAGCUGUCCCUGGCCUUUAAGAAUGACAGCUACACUCUGGAGACGAGGCUGGGACUUGCGGAGAGGGAGAGGAACUUGGCUGAGGACAACACAGAGAAGGAGCUGGAAAACUUCAAAUCAGAAUUGAAGUCCUCGUCCUCGCUCUGGGUGCAGUCGGAGCUGCGCAAUGCCCAGGAGAGGUUGCUGGAGACGGUGGGCGUUCUACAGCGCCUGGCUGUCAGACUCUCCGGACGGGCAGAGAUGGUGGGGGCCGUCCGACAGGAGAAGCGGAUGUCCAAGGCAACCGAGGUGAUGAUGCAGUACGUGGAGAACCUGAAGAGGAUGUACGAGAAGGAUCACGCCGAGCUCACCGAGUACAAGAAGCUGGCUAACCAGAACUCCAGCCGGAGCUACAGCCCGUACGGAGACGGCAGCGAUGAUGGAGUUCCCAGGACAGCCCGUUCCAUGUCGCUCACUCUCGGGAAGACUGUGCCGCGCCGGAGAGUGAGUGUGGCAGUGCUACCGAAGUUUAUCAACUUUCCAGGACACCCACCCAGCAGCUCCACGAUGCCCACCGUGGCUUUGAUGGAGUCACAGAGUAGCACUGAAACCAACAGCUCGAACUCCAGCAGUAACGCCAGCAGCUCGGACUCCAUCACCACCAUCCCCAGCACCAUUCCCAGCAGCUCCAGCAGGAUUGGCCUGCACUCCAGCCCCAUGCUGAGUCCCCUCGUAGAGACGAAGCAGAACGGUGAUAAAGAGGUGGAGCGGCCGGUUACGGGAGAUGUCCAGCCUCUCGCUGCGGAAGUAACCAGCACGGUGACCAAAGCCAAGAUUGAGGAGGAUGCGUUUAACAAAGGUUACCAAGAAGGUUUGAAAGCCCAACUCAGCCAGGAGCGGAAGGAGUCUCGGCAGGAGCCAGGGAAGGAGGAGGGGUGGAGCGAGGAGGCACCCACACCGUCCAGCUUCACCGAAGGAAGGAAGAGCAGUAAGUUUGAAGAGGUUUCAGCGCUAAUGGUCAAGCUGUGCCCGAGGCCGUUGAAGCAUCGCGGUGUGAUCUGGUUCGUGGCCAUGAUGGUUCUCCUCUUUGCCGUCCUCGUCAACAUCUUCAGCUCUCAGCGUAGUCCGUGCGAGGACACUCCCAGCACGCCCGGUGUGAAAGGCUCCUGUCCCUCGGCCCACGGCUCCCCCUGGCCUUUCUCACGACUGUGGCGCAAGAACCGGGCGCAGGCAUGACGGACGGAGAGGCCACUGCGGCCGGCACCUCGAGCCCAAGUCAUUCCACAGGUCAGGGGGAGCAGCAGCAAUGUGGACAGCAAGGACUGUGCCACAGGUGGACACUGUUGACACCUACUGUCGAACAAACCUGUGUCUGCUGCCUGGCAACUACAGUGCACCGUGACAUUGCACUCUGAGAUAUUCCAACCACUUCACGGAUCCAUUUCACAGGCAUUUAAUGGGUUUAUCGUUUGUUAUGUGUUUGAGUCUCAGUAAAAACUCAGACCUCC
This is a messenger RNA of Leucoraja erinaceus (little skate), 9031 nucleotides long. It is a transcript of the gene irag1, whose product is annotated as murine retrovirus integration site 1 homolog. The transcript has 41 exons. The record is from RefSeq and is a predicted model, not a curated record. Gene Ontology annotation, cellular component: endoplasmic reticulum membrane. Lineage: Eukaryota; Metazoa; Chordata; Chondrichthyes; Rajiformes; Rajidae. The coding region runs from base 3114 to 8759 and encodes 1881 amino acids.